AUGCACGUUGCAAAGCUCUCCCUCGUCGGCGCGCUCGCCGUCGGCGUUUCGGCAGUCAAAGGACCUACUGUUCACAACAGAAGGGCUCCUGGGCCAAAGCUUCAGGUCUUGCCUCGACAACUACCAGCAGAGCCCACUGGCGUCCAGACCAUCAUCACCCCAAAUGGCCUUAACAUCACCUACAAGGAACCGGGCAAAGAGGGCGUCUGUGAGACGACCCCAGGCGUCAACUCGUACGCAGGCUUUAUCAACCUUGCUCCGGAUGUCCAUAGCUUCUUCUGGUUCUUUGAGUCUCGAAAUGACCCCGCCAACGAUCCAAUCACGCUUUGGCUCAACGGAGGGCCUGGAAGUGAUUCCUUGAUUGGAAUGUUUCAAGAGCUUGGCCCGUGUAAUGUCACGGAAAAUUUGACCACGCAGCUCAACCCGCACGCCUGGAAUGAGGCUUCGAACAUGAUCUUCCUCAGCCAGCCACUGGGUGUGGGUUUUUCAUACGGCUCAAAGGGCCCCGGUUCGCUCGACCCCAACUUCGGACAGUUCGUCCCUCCAUCAGAGGCCAACGUGACCGGCCGAUACCCCAUCAUCAAUGCGACUGCCAUUGAUACCACUGAUCUUGCCGCGAUCGCUGCCUGGGAGGUGCUCCAAGGAUUCUACUCGGCGCUGCCCCAGCUUGAUUCAAAGGUCCAAUCAACCAAGUUCAACCUGUGGACCGAGUCUUACGGAGGACAUUAUGGCCCUGCCUUCUUCAACUACUUCUAUCAACAAAACCAAGCCAUCGCCAACGGCACCCAAACCGGCAAAUACUUUGAGUUUGUGAACCUGGGCAUCAUGAAUGGGAUCGUGGACGAAUAUGUUCAAGCGCCGUACUAUCCGAUUUUCGCCAACAACAACACUUACGGGAUCAAAGCAGUGAACGACACCGUGUAUGACUAUAUGACCUUUGCCUGCUACAUGAACGACGGCUGCCUGGACCAGAUCUCCCUGUGCGCCAUUGCCGACACUUCCACCCUCACCGGUCAAGCCGUGUGCACCGAAGCCGAGGACAUGUGCCGUGAUAACGUUGAGUCGCCGUACUACUACUAUGGAGGCCGUGGCGUCUAUGAUAUUCGCCACCCGUACGACGACCCUACCCCGCCCACCUACUUCAUCGACUACCUCAACUUGGCCUCGACACAACAAGCCCUGGGUGUUGAUACGAACUACACCUCGGAUGCCAACGAUGAGGUCUAUUACGCAUUCCAGCAGACGGGCGACUUCAUCUACUUUAACUUCAUCGACGAUCUCGAGGAGCUCCUGAAUUCGUCCUCUGUCCGCGUGACUCUUGUCUAUGGAGAUGCCGAUUACAUCUGCAACUGGUAUGGCGGACAGGCCGUGUCACUGGCCGCCAAGUGGCCUCACGCCGCUGAGUUCAAGGCUUCGGGAUAUGUACCCUUCGUGGUCAAUGGCGUCGAGUAUGGCGAGACGCGCGAGUACGGCAACUUCUCCUUCACCCGCAUUUACGAAUCCGGCCAUGAGGUUCCCUACUACCAGCCAAUUGCCGCGCUGGGCUUCUUCUCGCGCGCCAUCAACGGCUUGGACAUCGCCACGGGCACAAUGCACGUAAACGGGACACAAGGAGGAACCAAGGGCAACCCAAGUGCCACCCAUACGGAGAGCUUCGUGCCGCUGCCGACCUCGACUUCUUCCGGAUCCACGGCGGCUUCGUUAGUGCCGGAAGGUCCAGUCAUCCCAGGCCGAUUUGCGAGACGGGGGUACUGA
Fonsecaea erecta is the source of this 1755-nucleotide messenger RNA. RefSeq lists its product as hypothetical. Bases 1 to 1755 code for a protein of 584 amino acids. The record is from RefSeq and is a predicted model, not a curated record. Gene Ontology annotation, cellular component: fungal-type vacuole. Gene Ontology annotation, molecular function: serine-type carboxypeptidase activity. The transcript is spliced from 5 exons. NCBI's taxonomy places the organism in Eukaryota, Fungi, Ascomycota, Eurotiomycetes, Chaetothyriales, Herpotrichiellaceae. Gene Ontology annotation, biological process: proteolysis.